UGAAAGGUACUGCGCAGCAGCCAAUCAUGUAGCAGCAAAGAGAGUCUCGCGUAGAAUACGAGUGGGAUUCGUAAUAACGCUAGGCUAGCUAGUGUACCGUAUUAUUCCCUUGCAGUAUUAGUUUUCUGUAUUUUCUCUUGUGAUAGUUUUGUUUGGAUGGGGGCUCACGGCCUUUUAGGAAACGAGCCCGAGUCUAUCGACUACACCGUUCACGAAGCUUGGAAUGAGGCGACCAAUGUUUACCUGCUGGUUAUCCUGGUUAGCUUCGGCCUGCUUAUGUACGCCAGGAAAAAUAAGCGGAAGAUCAUGCGGAUCUUCUCCCUGCCUCCUACCGUUGGGAGCAGCCCGGAGCCAAACUUCUACGACAGCCUGCAGAAAGUCCGCCUGAGACAACAGCUGGAAAUGUACUCUCUAGCUAGGAAAUAUGAUCAGCAACAGCAUCAGAGCCAAGCAGACAGUGUCCAGCUUUCCAUGGAAUGAGGGGUCUUCUCUGGACAGAACCCAACAGAUGAAUUCCUUUAUAAUGGCCAGCUUUUUUCUGCAUGAAGAUGAUCCACCCUGAUGGAGAUGUUUAGGUGUAGAAGAAGCAUCUAAAGAUGAGUAACACGGACUUGAGAGGAUAUAGUUGUCUCUUCUCGGACUUUGUCAUGCAGAGUACAAAAUUGAAGAAAUUUCCCGUCAACUUAUUAAAUGUGCUUUAUGUUGUAGAAUGAAAUGUUUUCAAUUGAAAUAAACGUGUUUUAUUUAGUAAAACAUCCAUUAUAAAUUUUUUUUUUUUUUUUUUUUUUACAAAUCCAGGUCCCUUAUUUUUUACAUCUUAAUGACUAGAUUUGUUCUGCGAUCACAUUGUUUUGAUCACUCAAGUGAGAUGAGUCUUUUAGGACAUGAUGAUAUUUGGUUUCGAAACAUCUUUGAACGAUUGUUUGUCAAAUGACCAACAGCAACAACAACUGAGCUCGUCAAAGUGGUCUGCGAGGGCAGGCCCGAACGUCAGCAGCCGAGAGCGAGCUCGAGUAAUGGGACCUCCAAUCUCGGAGGAAGAGUUCUUCUGCUUGGCUCUGCAGAGUCCGUUGGCCUGGUUUGACCUCAGAGUCGGUCUGGUUCACCACCAAACUCACUCCCGCGGUCUGGGUGAAGUAGUUCUCGGACCAGUUGGAUGUGCCUAUCCGCAGAAAAACAUUUCAUUAGUGUAAUCCACAGGAAUGGCUGUGUUAAAAGUAGGAGUAACACUGACCAAUAUAAAGAACUCUCUCUGUGACCAUGUACUUGGCGUGGUUGACCCGCGCAAAGGGGAUCUUCAUCUGCUCCUCUGUUGAAGGCACUGUGAAAAUUUUCUGCAUAUACAAAAAAAAAAACAGCUUCAACUUUGAUUGCGAUAUUCAAUGGACGUCUGCUUCUGGUAAAGAAUCUGUGUUCAAUUCCUACGAGACUACAGAAUUAAUUUCGAUUACACACCACUUCAAUGUCACAUUUAAUGGAAGGCCUGUUAAGAACCAGCAGCGAUUGCAGGAAGGUGAACAUGGCGGCAGGCGAGUUGUCCCAACAGCUAACCAGGAGACGGACUUUCACGCCUCGGGUGCAGGCUGCUGCACGCAGGGCAUUGUCGAUGGUGGGCCAGAACCUGAGAACGGGACACAGAAUUUAAAUGUGGGACACACUGGUGCACUAAUUGUCUGGUAUCGAAAUCUUAAGGCGCAGUGGUGUCAAACUGGUUGUGGCGGGCCACAUCUUCGUUUUGGUUUCCUUCAGCCAACUACGGCUGAUGCGAUGAUUGAACUCAUCAACUAAUCGGUAAUCAAAUUAAACUAUUCUGAAAGCUGCUGAAUCUUUUAGAGAAAUUGUUGACCUCACAAUUGUCUAAAUCCUCUUUUUUAAGCCUCUUAACCCUUCACAAGGCAUGUGACUAUUUGUAGUAAUCUAAGAAAAUACAGUUUACAACCCAUUAAGUUCUCAUACACAUUUUGGGACAAAAACAUUUGAUCUACUAAUGUGGCCAACAUGACCCAUGUGAUGUCCACAUAUGUGGACGCCACGUCCUAGUUAAAAUGUUACAACAACAAAAAAAAGACAUGGCGGAAAACACAGACAAGGCUGAAAAAGCAGUUUCUGCUCCUGCACCCAUCUUUUAAAUUGCUGUAUUUUAAGCCGAAAGAGCUGCUAUGUAUGAUAGAACAAUAUGUCUAUAUGCUGCCAUAGCAGUUUCUUGGCGAAUUAAGCCCCUAAACUAUUUUUAAUUUGUCUGUUUUACCCUCGAGACCCCCCGUUUACAGACACAGUGCAACCGCUUUUGUUUCAACCCAGCCAUAAAAAGAAGGUUGGGAAUUAUAUUUAUUAAUCAAAAUGUAUC
Corythoichthys intestinalis (scribbled pipefish) is the source of this 2347-nucleotide messenger RNA. RefSeq names its product small integral membrane protein 19 (gene smim19). Bases 157 to 480 code for a protein of 107 amino acids. The record is from RefSeq and is a predicted model, not a curated record. Lineage: Eukaryota; Metazoa; Chordata; Actinopteri; Syngnathiformes; Syngnathidae. The transcript has 3 exons.